Messenger RNA from Penicillium digitatum Pd1, 1938 nucleotides. NCBI's taxonomy places the organism in Eukaryota, Fungi, Ascomycota, Eurotiomycetes, Eurotiales, Aspergillaceae. The record is from RefSeq and is a predicted model, not a curated record.
AUGGAUGUGACCCAGGAAGCUGAUGCUACGAGAUCGCAGGUUGUACAUCAUAUAGAUCCUGCGCUGGAGCCAGAGAAUCAGCAUCACCAUGCUCAUCAACACCAUACCGCCUUCGCCGAACAGGGACGUCAGGAUGAAGUGGUUUAUUCCAAGGAUGCCCAAUUUGAGAAAGGAAUCGUACCUGAACAAACACCUCUGGACCACGGCAGCAAGAAUUUCAAUGAUCCAGAAGCUGGCGAGAAUUUCCCAGCCCAGCGCAUCUGGUAUCGCCGUGUGAAAAAACAAUGGAGACAUAUGGCCCAUGCUGUGGUCUGGCUUUUGUUUACCGGUGGUACUGUAUGUCCUGGGCCCAAAUCGAGACUUACGCAUGCUCUUCUUCUGCCUAGCUGGUGGAUUGCCGGCCUGAUAUUACAUCGACAUGAUAUAGGAUGGCUCAUCCCAUUCCUGCUCUAUCUUGCCAUCACUUUGCGAAUAUUCUUCUUCUAUGUCCCCAUCACUAUCGUGUCAAAGCCCAUGCACUGGGUCUGGGAACGCACUGCUCACCCUUUCGUUCGCAUGAUUCCCGAGAAGAUGAGAAUACCCAGUGCCGCCGCACUAUGUAUUGGUGUGAUUCUUGUCGGCUCAUUUGUGUCCAAAGAAUCACAGGAUAACACCCGUGCCAACCGUGCAGUCAGUCUGUUCGGAAUGUUAGUCUUCAUCUUCGGGCUAUGGCUCACAUCUCGAAACCGCAAGAAGAUCGUCUGGCACACUGUCAUAGUCGGCAUGCUGGCACAAUUCAUCAUUGCUCUGUUCGUGCUCCGCACUACUACAGGCUACGACAUCUUCAACUUCAUCUCAGGCCUGGCCACGGAUCUGCUCGGCUUUGCCUCCGACGGAGUCAUCUUCUUGACCAGCGCGGACUUCUACAACUUCAACAACGGCUUUAAACCAGCGUCAUUCUUCAUCGUCGGCGUGGACUCCGCCAUCAUCUUCUUCGUCGCUUUCGUCCAGCUCUUGUACCACUAUAACAUCGUGCAAUGGUUCAUUGGCAAGGCCGCCGUCUUCUUCUUCUGGAGCAUGCGCGUUUCCGGAGCCGAAGCCGUUGUCGCUGCCGCAUCCCCCUUCAUCGGCCAAGGUGAAUCAGCCAUGCUGAUCCGUCCUUUCAUCGCCCACCUGACCAUGGCCGAGCUGCACCAAGUCAUGUGCUCCGGCUUCGCCACCAUCGCCGGAAGUGUCUUGAUCGCCUAUAUAAGUAUCGGUGUCAACCCGCAGGCAAUGGUCAGCGCCUGUGUCAUGAGUAUUCCCGCUUCGCUAGCAGUCUCCAAGUUACGUUGGCCUGAAGAGGAGGAAACCCUCACUGCAGGCCGGGUCGUCGUCCCCGAGGACAAAGAGCACCGCUCCGCGAAUGCCCUCCACGCAUUCACUAGCGGCACCUGGCUCGGCCUGAAAAUUGCUGCCAUGAUUACAUCGACCCUCCUGUGCAUCAUCGCUCUUAUCGGUCUAGUUAACGGCCUUCUCACCUGGUGGGGUCGAUACCUGAACAUCAACGACCCCCCAUUGACCCUCGAGCUGAUCGUUGGAUACAUCUGCUACCCGAUUGCCUUCCUGCUCGGCGUCUCUCGUGACGGUGACCUGCUCAAGGUUGGCAAGUUGAUUGGUACCAAGCUCGUAACCAACGAAUUCGUCGCCUAUGACGCCCUCCAACACCAUGCCGAGUACAAAGACCUCUCUGACCGUUCUCGUCUUAUUGUCACAUACGCGCUCUGUGGAUUCGCUAAUAUCGGCUCCCUCGGAAACCAAAUCGGUGUCCUGUCGCAGAUCGCGCCUGGUCGGGCCGACGAUGUGUCGCGUGUUGCAUUCAGUGCUAUGGUGACUGGAGCAAUCAGUACUUUCACCAGUGCGACUGUUGCUGGCUUGUUGAUUACCAAUGAGAAGCAGUACUUCAGUACUCCCACUUAG